This is a messenger RNA of Argiope bruennichi, 2286 nucleotides long. RefSeq names its product urocanate hydratase-like. Lineage: Eukaryota; Metazoa; Arthropoda; Arachnida; Araneae; Araneidae. The transcript is spliced from 22 exons. The record is from RefSeq and is a predicted model, not a curated record. The coding region runs from base 113 to 2149 and encodes 678 amino acids. Gene Ontology annotation, molecular function: urocanate hydratase activity. Gene Ontology annotation, biological process: L-histidine catabolic process.
CUGAAACAGUCACAUGCUUUGUUGAUUAUGAACCGGCAGUAAUAUACCCAGCAGUGUAAACAGCUGUAAAGAAGUGACAUCAAUCGCUCAGAAUUGUAGUGAAUUUUAUAAAAUGGCAUUCCUGAAGACGUUAAAGGACGGUUUACCGAUAGAUCCUCUUCCGCCCAAGAAGCAGCGUGAUAACAGCGUGCCACACGCGCCUGUCAGGAAUACGCAUUUGACACCAGAGGAAGAGCAGCUGGCCCUCAAGAACAGUCUUCGAUAUAUACCUUCACAUCUUCAUGAUGAAUUGGCACCAGAAUUUGCAGAAGAGCUGCGAAACUUUGGUCACAUAUACAUGUAUCGAUUCCUACCCGAAUUUGAAAUGCGGGCCUAUCCAAUCACGGAAUAUCCUGCGCAAUGCCAGGAGGCAGCCGCCAUUAUGCUGAUGAUAAUGAACAACCUGGAUCCAAAAGUUGCGCAGUUUCCUCAUGAGUUAGUUACUUACGGCGGAAAUGGACAAGUCUUUUCCAAUUGGGCUCAGUUCUGGCUUGCGAUGAAGUACCUUAGUAAGAUGACAAGAUCACAAACACUUGUGAUGAUGUCCGGCCAUCCCCUGGGGUUAUUCCCUUCGAAUUCAUCAGGUCCACGUAUGGUCAUCACAAACGGUAUGAUGGUGCCCAAUUAUUCCACUAGAAUCAAUUACGAUCGUUUAUUUGCUCUAGGAGUAACCAUGUAUGGACAAAUGACAGCUGGCAGUUACUGUUACAUUGGUCCUCAAGGAAUAGUGCAUGGGACGACAUUGACUCUUAUGAAUGCCGGAAGGAAAUAUCUGAAUGUCAAUGACAUGUCAGGAAAAGUUUAUAUUAGUUCAGGUCUUGGAGGAAUGAGUGGCGCUCAGGCAAAAGCAGCUGUUAUUUGCGGUUGCAUCGGAGUUAUUUCUGAAGUGGAUCCAUGUGUUUUGCAAAAGCGUUAUGAUCAAGGCUGGGUACAAGAAAUAACUGCGGAUCUGGAUGCCUUAAUUGCUCGUAUCAGAGAGUGCAGAAAGAAAAGAAUUACCACCAGCAUUGGCUUUAAAGGAAACAUAGUGGAUAUUUGGGAAAGAAUAAAAAACGAGCAUGAAAAGACUGGAGAAUUACUGGCUGAUUUAGGAUCUGAUCAAACAUCCUGCCACAAUCCUUUUGAUGGAGGCUAUUAUCCUGUUCAGUUGACAUUUGAAGAAGCAAAAUCUCUUAUUGCAACAGACCCAGAAAAAUUCAGAGAACUUGUUAAAGAAAGUCUGAGGAGACAAGUAUCUGCCAUUAACUACUUAGCUGACAAGGGGUUAUUCUUUUGGGAUUACGGCAAUGCUUUUCUUCUGGAAGCACACAGAGCAGGUGCUGAUGUUGGGGCCAGGCAGGAAGGUGGCAGAGUGGUAUUUCGUUAUCCGUCCUAUGUUCAGCACAUUAUGGGUGAUAUAUUUUCCUUGGGAUUUGGACCUUUCAGGUGGGUUUGCACUUCAAAUUCGCCAGAAGACCUUCAAAGAACAGAUCACAUAGCGGCUUCCGUGCUCGAAGAUAUUCUUGAAGAAGGAGUGCCACCUUUGGUAGAAGAUCAGUAUAAAGAUAAUAUCAAAUGGAUUAAAGAAGCUGCAAGCCAUAAACUUGUUGUAGGAUCUCAAGCCAGAAUUUUAUAUGCGGAUCAUAAAGGACGAGUGAGAAUAGCAUUGGCUUUCAAUCAAACAAUCAAAAAUGGACUGCUACAAGGUCCUAUUGUCUUGAGUCGAGAUCAUCACGAUGUUAGCGGUACAGACAGCCCAUUUAGGGAAACAUCUAAUAUCAGCGACGGAUCUGCCUUUUGCGCAGAUAUGGCAGUUCAGAAUUGUAUUGGAGACUCUUUCAGAGGAGCUACGUGGGUGGCACUCCACAAUGGAGGAGGUGUUGGAUGGGGAGAAGUAAUUAAUGGUGGUUUCGGAUUGCUCUUGGAUGGCAGUGAAGAAGCAGAAUGCAGAGCCCGGCAAAUGUUGCAUUGGGAUGUUCUGAAUGGCGUUGCUCGACGCUCCUGGUCAGGAAACAGCAAUGCUGCUGAGGUCAUUACCCAAGCAAUGCAAGAUGAGCCGAGAUUAGAGGUGACUGUUCCUCAUGAAGUUCUGAAUGACUGUCUCAUUCAAACGAGUUUCUGUAAACAAUAAGUCUUCGAAUUUUGAAAUUAUAAAACCAGUUUUAUUUUUUUACAUCGAAGAAAUCAAAAGUUCUUGCUGUGAAAAUGUGUGAAUUGUCUGUGUGCUAAUUUUCUUCAUUUCUAUUGAAUAAACUUUUUGUAUGCAGA